AUGGGGGAGGGGCUUUUGUCUUCUGUCUUAAAUAGUCGUAUUCAGACAUGCAUCGAUGAAGAUCCCAUCGAAAUAUGUCCAACCCAAAGUGAUGAAGACGAUUAUCGAAUGAUAGCGGAAAAAAUAUGGGAAGAAGCGGGUGAACUCGAUAUAAAAGCGGCGGAGCAAAUUCUCAAAGAAGCCGUAGAAGCUGAGUCACCAGUGAAGGAAAAAGAAGGGGUUGAGCCGAAGAAAGCGGAAGUUGAUGAGGGUAAAGAAGGUGGAGGCACAGAGGUAGACGGGAAGAAAGCUUCAAAAGAAGUAGAGGAGAAUGAUAAGGAGGGUGGCAAUCAAAACAAAACGAAGAAAAAGAAAAAGAAGGAAGGGCCGCCGCAGGACGAGGAUGAGCUUCUCAAGAAGUUGCAAGAAACUCAACCGGACCUGAUCGAGUACACGUCGAUCAUGGGACCGGUUAAUUUGGCUGAACAGCAAGGAUCGACCAAAGCUGGCUCAUUGGGCGAUCUCCUCAAUCAACUCAGCAAAUUCAAAUCAGCCAGAGAAAAAAAAGAACGCGAAGAUCUGCUCAGAGCUUUCCUCGAGAAGCAGGCUGCAGCCAAAUUGAUGCAGCAACGGCAAUCGCAGCAACAGCCACCGCAAUCACCAGAAACCCAAGAAAGGCUCCAAGUCCAAACUGGCGGUGCUACAACUGGUACUACCGGGGGUAAGAGCACGGCUGGAUCUUUCAGUAAACUGUCUACGCAGAAGUCAAGUGGCAGUUCAAGAAAAAAGGAAUUGUCGCCUGAAAAUAAGGUCAAGACUCAGCCAGUAAAUGUUAAGAAAGUUAAAGAACCGCCUAAGAAGAAGCUCAGUAAAGAAAGAGGGGAAAAGAAAAGCGGCAGUGUAAGAGCGACAAAAGCUGGUGGUCAGCAGAGCAAGUCGAAGAAACCACCAUCAGUCAGGAAGAGGAAGUGA
Molecule: messenger RNA, 951 nt
Organism: Haemonchus placei
Lineage: Eukaryota; Metazoa; Nematoda; Chromadorea; Rhabditida; Trichostrongylidae
Source: the annotation of a GenBank genome assembly